AUGGCCCGGUGGCUGCAGGUACUGUCGCCCUUCCUUCUGCCAUUGUUUCCCGGAGCUCUCCCCGAUCAGAUCCGCUACUCCAUUCCUGAGGAGCUGGCCAAGAACUCUAUGGUAGGAAACCUCGCCAAGGAUCUGGGCCUAGGUGUCCAGGAUCUGCCCACCCGGAAGCUGAGGGUCAGCGCAGAGAAGGAAUAUUUUAUUGUAAACCCAGAAAGCGGGGAUUUACUUGUGGGUGACAGGAUAGACAGAGAGCAGGUUUGCGGGAAACAGCCUCUGUGUGUUCUGGAAUUCGAUAUUGUCGCUGAGAAGCCAUUAAAUAUUUUCCAUGUAGCUGUAAUUCUUCAGGAUAUAAAUGACAACGCUCCUCAGUUCAAACAGAGUGAGGUAGAUUUAAACAUUGGAGAAUCCACCAGACCAGGCAAAGCAUUUCCACUGGAUCCAGCCCUCGACUCAGAUGCUGGUUCUAAUUCACUGCAAAAAUACUACCUCGGUGACAAUGAAUACUUUGAAGUCACAGAGAAAGAGAGCCCAGAUGGACGUAAGUAUCCUGAGUUGAUUCUAAAACGUUUUCUGGACAGAGAAGAGCAUAAUUUUCACCAGCUGGUCCUCACUGCUGUGGAUGGGGGGGAUCCUCCCCGAAGUGGCACUGCCCAGAUCCGAAUCCAAGUCACAGAUGUCAAUGAUAACCCUCCACUGUUCAGCCAGGAUGUGUACAGGGUCACCCUUCGGGAGGAUGUGCCACCAGGCUUCUCCGUGCUUCAGGUGACAGCCACCGACCAGGACGAGGGCAUCAAUGCAGAGAUCACUUACUCUUUUCACAAUGUGGAUGAACAAGUGGAGCAUUUUUUCAAUUUAGACAAGCAAACAGGGGAAAUCACAACAAAGGGUCGUUUGGAUUUUGAGACUGCUAAAAACUGGAAAAGAAGCGGCCAUAGAAACGACUGGCUCCCAGCUUCCUCCGCACUAAACAGAGACCAGACAAGCUCCUGGGGAAAGCAACCCAUCCCAACUUCCGCUCUCCUCGGCUUUAGAGAAAUAAGGAACUAGCGCGAGCUGCUCCUGCUUUUCAAUCUCCUGUGGUGCUUGUGGGGUUCCGAAGCUGGGCAGAUCCGCUACUCUAUUCCUGAGGAACUAGACAAAGGUUCCUUCGUGGGCAGCAUCUCCAAGGACCUGGGUCUGGAGCCCCGCCAGCUGGCGGAGCGCGGGGUCCGCAUCGUCUCCAGAGGUAGGUCGCAGCUUUUCUCCCUGUGCCCGCGAGGCGGCAGCUUGGUCACCGCGGGCAGGAUAGACCGGGAGGAGCUGUGCGCCCAGAGCGCGCCCUGUCUCGUCAGCUUUAACAUCUUGGUUGAAAACAAAAUGAAAAUUUAUGGAGUAGAAGUGGAAAUCCUUGAUAUUAAUGAUAACUUCCCCCGGUUCCGCGAUGAGGAGUUAAAAGUAAAAGUCAACGAAAACGCAGCUGCAGGAACACGGUUGGUGCUCCCCUUAGCGAGAGAUGGGGAUGUGGGUGUGAAUUCCCUCCAGAGUUACCAGCUCAGCUCCAACCCACUCUUCUCUCUGGAUGUGAAGAGCGGAUCUGACGGGCAAAAGCAUCCAGAGCUGGUGUUGGAACAGCCCCUGGACCGUGAGAAAGAGUCUGUUCACGACCUGAUCCUCACAGCCUUGGACGGCGGAAACCCAAUACAUUCUAGCACUGUCCAUAUCAGCGUGAUCGUCCUCGACGCAAACGAUAAUGCACCCCUGUUCACCCAAAGUGAAUACAGAGUGAGUGUUCCAGAGAACACGCCUGUGGGCGCUCGAAUCCUCACACUCACCGCCACGGAUGCCGACGAAGGAAUCAACGCGAAACUGACCUUCUCUUUUCGCAACGAGGAAGACAAAAUUUCCAAGACUUUCCAACUCGAUUCUAAUCUGGGGGAAAUCACAACUAUUCAAUCCCUGGACUAUGAAGAAUCCAGAUUCUAUCUCAUGGAGGUGGUAGCCCAAGACGGAGGCGCUCUUCUUGCCAGCGCUAAGGUGUUGGUCACAGUCCAGGACGUCAAUGACAAUGCCCCAGAAGUGAUACUCACCUCCCUCACCAGUUCCGUUUCUGAAGACUGCCUACCGGGAACCAUAAUUGCGCUCUUUAGCGUACAUGAUGCCGAUUCUGGGGAGAAUGGAGAGAUUUCAUGUUCCAUCCCCAGGGACUUGCCCUUCAAACUGGAGAAGUCAGUUGAUAAUUACUACCACCUAUUAACAACAAGAGCACUGGAUAGAGAAGAGACUUCGGAUUAUAACAUCACAGUGACCGUUACUGACCAUGGAACUCCUCCCCUGUCUACAGAAAACCACAUCUCUCUGAAAGUAGAAGACAUAAAUGACAACCCACCCACCUUCUCUCGCUCCUUUUAUUCCACUUCCAUCUCAGAAAAUAACCCCAGAGGUGUCUCCAUUUUUUCGGUGAUUGCCUAUGACGCUGACAGUGGUGAUAAUGCUCGGGUCACUUAUGCCCUGGCUGAAUAUACAUUUCAGGGAGCUCCUGUGUCCUCCUAUGUCUCCAUUAACUCUGACACUGGUGUCCUGUACGCAUUGCAGUCCUUUGACUACGAGCACUUGAGAGACCUGCAGCUACUGGUGACAGCUAAGGACAGCGGAAAUCCUCCACUCAGUAGCAAUGUGUCACUGAGCUUGUUCGUGCUGGACCAGAAUGACAACAUUCCUGAGAUCCUAUAUCCAGUUAUUCCUACUGAUGGUUCCACUGGUGUGGAACUCGUACCCCGCUCUGCAGAGCCUGGAUAUUUAGUAACCAAAGUAGUGGCAGUGGACAGAGACUCCGGACAGAACUCCUGGUUGUCCUACCGUCUGCUCAAGGCCAGUGAGCCAGGACUCUUCUCAAUUGGGCUUCACACAGGUGAGGUGUGCACAGCAAGGGCUCUAUUAGAUAGAGAUGCUCUCAAGCAGAGCCUGGUGGUGUCUGUCCAGGACCAUGGCCAGCCCCCUCUCUCAGCCACAGUCACACUCACUGUUGCUGUAGGGGACAGCAUCCCGGAUGUACUGACAGACUUAGGCAGCAACAACUCUCCUUCUGAGCCCCAGGAUUCAGACCUCACACUGUACCUGGUAAUAUCAGUGGCAGUGGUCUCCUGUGUCUUUCUAGGAUUUGUUACUGUGCUGUUGGCCCUCAGGCUUAGGCACUGGCACACGUCACGCCUGCUUCAGACUUCCGCAGGCAGAUUGGCCAGCAUGCCUACCUCUCAUUUUGUGGGCAUGGAUGGAGUACAGGCUUACCUGCAGACCUAUUCCCAUGAAAUCUCCCUCACUACAGACUCCAAAAAAAGCCACCUGAUCUUCCCCCAGCCCAAUUAUGCUGACAGGCUCAUUAGUGAAGAGAGCUGUGAAAAGAGUGAGCCGCUCCUGAUACCUGAUAAUAUACAGGCAAACAAAGGAGAGCCCGGAGCUGUUCAGGUUGGUUUCCUCUUUCACUAA
Cricetulus griseus (Chinese hamster) is the source of this 3462-nucleotide messenger RNA. NCBI's taxonomy places the organism in Eukaryota, Metazoa, Chordata, Mammalia, Rodentia, Cricetidae. The record is from RefSeq and is a predicted model, not a curated record.